Molecule: messenger RNA, 1540 nt
Organism: Acanthopagrus latus (yellowfin seabream)
Lineage: Eukaryota; Metazoa; Chordata; Actinopteri; Spariformes; Sparidae
Product: protein mono-ADP-ribosyltransferase PARP11-like
Exons: 8
Coding region: 305-1234 (309 amino acids)
Molecular function (GO): NAD+ poly-ADP-ribosyltransferase activity
Source: RefSeq, a predicted model, not a curated record
GACUAGUUGCUAUCUUAAUCCAAUAUAUUCACAAUAUAUUUUUUUGGUCUUUCUAUGGCUUUAUUGUUCGGGCAGCUUAGAGAGAGAUGACAGUAAACAGGAUGACAGAGUGGUGUUGACACGCAGCAACUUUAACCAUCGAGGACAAAACAUCCCUACAUGGGACGCCCGCUCUACCAACUGAGCUAAUGGAAGCCCCCAUAAUGCAUUUCUGACCAGUGGCAAUGAGGCAAUAUCUACAAUCUGCUACAAUCAGCCGUAGGUCAAUCCCCCCUCCCAACCAUCGAGGAAAGUUUGAAGGACAAUGUGGCAAAACAAAGAGAUGGAAGACAUGGACACAUCAGACACCCCGUGGUGCUGGUAUUACCUGGCAGACUGUGGAAGGUGGCACCGAUUUGAGGACGACCCAGACAACCCGCUUAGCAGUCAGGAUAUUGAAAACUACUAUCAAAGGAACUCAAAAGCAGUUUUAAAUACAUCAACAGCAAACUGUCAAGGCAACGUAGAUUUCUCAGCAAUGUUACAGACUGACCUCAAGACAGGAAGGCAAAGACGAAUCCAGCGGAGCUUCAACAUCAACAGAGGCUGUUGCUGCUUCACUGCUGCUCCAGUCUUCUGGGAAAAGGUUGAUCCCAUCCAUCCAUACCAGUUAAUCCCUCUGCAUGAACUCACCCCUGAAUAUCACUGUGUGGCGAGUUACGUGAAGAAGGACGGGCUGCUGGACAAACCCAUCGUAUCCAUCAGCAGGAUACAGAAUUUGGACCUGUGGGAAAUCUAUUGCAGGAAAAAGUUACAGCUCAUGAGAAUUCAUGGCAUCAGGGAAAUUGAGGAGAGGAGACUCUUUCAUGGGACUGCAAACCAAAAUGUCGACAGCAUUUGCAAGUUUAACUUUGAUUUACGGAUAGCUGGACAACAUGCCCACGUGUACGGCAAAGGAAUAUAUUUUGCGAGACACGCCACGUACGCAGACAAUUACAGCCGAGGCAGUAAGGAUCCGUUGCAUCUGUAUGGCGGAGAAACACGAGGGGUAAACGGCGAAUACACCAAAAUAAUAUUUCUGGCGCGGGUGAUAGUCGGAAAAUCAGUCCUGGGAGAGAAGGAUUACCAAAAACCUGAUCAUGGAAAGAAAGAAAACACUCACUACAGCUGUGUGGACAAUGUCAAGCAUCCCAAGAUUUUUGUUAUUUUUGAUCCAAAUCAAAUAUAUCCAGAGUAUCUGAUCCAGUACAAAUGAAGUCCAAAGAGGAUACUGAGCAAAACCAACAUAUUUAUUUAUAUUUUUCUACAGUAGCAGAACUCAUUUUGACAAAACUUUUAGUACAUUUUUAAAAGAGGACCUAAAAUCUGCACUUGCGUGAAUGUUUACAUCCGUUUCUAUUUGCGAAACAAAGAAAUCUUACAAAUGAUGCUAGUUUCGGUUGAGUGCUGUUUAUAAAAUGCAUUCUUACAUGUCAACCGCUGUCCCAUUCAGAAUUUAUGAACACAUUUCACCGAUUUCUCUUUGAAGAGCUUUGGAAAUAAAUUUCGUUGCAGAACAAAA